Messenger RNA from Oncorhynchus masou masou (cherry salmon), 2684 nucleotides. Its product is annotated as ubiquilin-1-like. The record is from RefSeq and is a predicted model, not a curated record. The coding region runs from base 322 to 1998 and encodes 558 amino acids. Gene Ontology annotation, molecular function: polyubiquitin modification-dependent protein binding. NCBI's taxonomy places the organism in Eukaryota, Metazoa, Chordata, Actinopteri, Salmoniformes, Salmonidae. The transcript has 11 exons. Gene Ontology annotation, biological process: ubiquitin-dependent protein catabolic process. Gene Ontology annotation, cellular component: cytosol.
AAUGCCCAUGAGAUGUUCGACGAGCAGGUGUCCACAUACUUGUGGGCAUGUAGUGUAUUUAAUCAUGGCUGCAGCUGAAUGAAUGUUCAGAAACAUCUAACGAAAUUAAUUAGGCUAAAAUAUGUUGAAAUAUUAAGAGGUAAAGAAAAUAACGCUAUCCGUGCACUGUUAUCCAUUAUGACGUUUGCAGAUAUUUUUCGAAUCAGCAAAAUUAGGACACCAGGAAAUAAAAUAUCACAUUACGAGAUUCGCUUAUGCAAACGGUCUGUUCUUUGCCGGCGUGGUCAGACAUAGGUCUGUCCCCACCGCGAGAGCAAAAAGAUGGCUAAUACUGUGGAUGAGGACGAGCAACAACCAUUCCCUGCUGAAUGUAAGAUCAUCAGAGUUACUGUGAAAACACCAAAGGAAAAAGAGGAAAUCGCCAUUCCAGAGAACAGCUCCAUCAAACAGUUUAAGGAGGAGAUAGCCCAGCGGUUCCAGGCACAAACAGAGCAGCUGGUACUCAUCUUUGCUGGGAAGAUCCUCAAAGAUGCAGAUCUGCUGAGUCAUCAAGGCAUCCACAACGGACUGACCGUCCACUUGGUCAUCAAGACCCAGAGCAGGCCUCCGGAGUUGUGUGCCUCUCCUUCCAACACCACUGCCUCAGAACAGGCCCAACCAGAAGGCCCUACCUCUGUACCUGGACCCCCUCCUGUAGAACCUACCUCUGUCCCUCGACCCUCUCCUGCUUCUUCAGCCACCCCUACCUUCAGCCUUGGUCUAGGCAGUCCAGGGACAGCUGCUGCGGGGCCUGGUCUCGCUGAGCUGCAGAGGCAGCUGAUGUCCAACCCUGAGCUGCUGGCCCAGAUUAUGGACAGUCCCUUGGUCCAGGGCAUGCUGUCCAACCCAGACAUGAUGAGACAGCUCAUCAUGGCCAACCCCCAGAUGCAGCUGCUGCUGCAGCACAACCCCAACAUCACCCACCUGUUCAACAACCCUGACGUCAUGAGACAGACCCUGGAGAUAGCACGGAACCCGACCAUGAUGCAGGAGAUGUUGCGCAACCAGGACAGGGCACUAAGCAACAAUGCCCUCCGCAGGAUGUCCACUGAUGCUCAGGGACCCAUGCUGAAUGCUGCUGCUCAGGAACCGAUUGCAGGAAACCCUUUUGCUUCUCUGACGACCUCGUCAUCAGGGGAAAUCCAGUCACCCCGGGUGGAAAAUGGAGACCCCCUCGCCAACCCCUGGGUUCCCCCUGCUUCCACAGACACCGCCACACCCACCACUACCCCCACCCUGUCCAGCAAUGGCCCUCAGACCACCCUGCACAACCUAGGUCCCACCAUGGGAGCAGCUAUGUUCAAUAGUCCGGGAAUGCAGAGUCUUCUGCAGCAGAUCACGGAGAACCCCACACUGAUGCACAACAUGCUGUCAGCCCCCUACAUGAGGAGCCUACUCAACAGCCUGAGCCAGAACCCUGACCUAGCAGCACAGAUGAUGCUGAACAACCCACUGUUUUCUGGGAACCCUCAACUGCAGCAGCAAAUGAGACAACAACUCCCAAUGUUCCUCCAACAGAUGCAGAACCCUGAGAUGCUGUCGGCCAUGUCCAACCCCAGGGCCAUGCAGGCACUGCUGCAGAUCCAACAGGGACUGCAGACCCUUGCCACUGAGGCACCUGGAUUCAUACCAGGGGUUGGACUGGGAGGAGUCGGCUCAGAUCUUAACCCUGCCCCUGGAUUGUCAUCAGACCCCGUUCCUAGUGACCUCAGCAGUGGGUCCCAGGUAGUCACGGAAACGGGUCAGCGGCAACAACAACAGUUUGUGCGUCAGAUGCUAGACGCUCUCGCUAGCACCAAUCAGCAGGCUCAGACUGAAGAGCUGCUGUUCCAGGAGCAGGUGGAGCAGCUGACGACCAUGGGCUUCCUCAACCCAGAGGCCAACCUGCAGGCCCUCAUCGCUACCGGGGGAGACGUCAACGCCGCUGUAGAACGACUGCUGGACUCGCUAUCCUUGUAAUACACACACACUUCACAUGUGCACAUACAAUUAACAAAUUCACGUGCGCACACUCACUUGUACAAUCAUGCAGUUGUACGAUCAGAUGCUUGCACAUUCUUCACUCACAGAGAACUAGUGAAACAUGCACUCCUGAAUGCCAUUUAUAUUGUAUAUGUAAGCUGCUGAACUGUGAAGUGCAGGCCUGUCUGUGCUGUAUGUUCUGAAUGGCCUUAGUUGGUUCAGGUUCUAAUCUGGAUCAUGCUGGCUUCUGCCACAUUCCUUUAUGCAGAGUCCCAUCCUACCUAAGAGUCCCAUCCAAGACUCUUAAGAAUGAAUAUGCUGCUAGUCUCGCAACAAGAUGUAUUUCCCUGCUGCUACCAAGGCCUUAAACUCAAAUCAGGAAAAUAACCCAAGGGUUCCCUACUGGUGACCCUUGAGAGCAUGUGUAUAGCAGUCUUAGUUGUGUGUGUGUGUGUAAUGUGAACAGACUGCAUUCAUAAUGCACUAAAUGCUAUGUGUUCUUUUUGCCACUUCAUUGUGGUAUAGACUAGGGGAGGCCAGUUUUGCCACUUCAUUGUGGUAUAGACUAGGGGAGGCCAGUUUUGCCACCUUCAUUGUGGUAUAGACUAGGGGAGGCCAGUUUUACACCUUCAUUGUGGUAUAGACUAGGGAGGCCAGUUUUACACCUUCAUUGUGGUAUAGAC